AUGGCGGAAGGAUAUACAGCUGCAAUACGAGGAACUCAAAUACUAAAAUUUGAUUUUGAUGCUGCUGAUGACCUGGAGAUCCCUCAAUAUACAUUUGAUGAUAUAACAGUGCCUGGCGAACUGAUGAACACCACAGGCAUAGACAACUUGGAAGAAAUCUGUGGACAAGAUUCAAUCUCAUCAAUGAAUCCUGAUAUAUUCCUCAACAGUUCGAACAAUUCUUCCCUUAUUGGUAAAACAUCACCUUCCCGAAGUGUCGAGAGUGGUAUCGAAAGUAUGUGUAGCCCUCAUAGUGUGAUUGAGCUUGACAGCGAUUUCGAUGUUGAAAAUGUGUUCUCGCCAACGAGCAUUGACAUGGAUAACAAUGAUGAAACAAGUCUGGACUUGUUGACAUACCUGGCUAAUGAGACUGGUUUAUCUGUUGUUGAGAGUGAUCCUAAACCAGAACCACAAUCUGAGAGGAAAAUGGCAUUGCGACAACAUAAGAACAUUGGGAAAACUGUGUCUUCAGGCGGUAAAAUUAAACCUUUUGUAAUGCAAACAGUCAAAAUCAAGCCUUGUACAAAUACUCAGGCUCAACAUUCAAACACAAAGGCCCCACAAAAAUGUAUCCAGGCCAAGCGUUCUCCUACCUUUACUUGUGAAGAAGACGAUGAGAUAUAUCCAGAUCCAAGUCGUAAAAAUGCAAUCCAAGCAAAGAUCAACAGAGAGAAGAAAAAGUUGUAUGUUGCUACACUUGAGAAUGAUGUCACAAAUCUAAAGAAAGAAAAUGAGACACUGAAAGUUAAAUCUGUGAAAAUGGAGAAACAAAUGAAAAUAAUGCAGGAUGAGGUGACAUAUCUCCGGAAUGUGUUGGCAAAUCAGAGCACUCUCUCGGCCCUUUUGAAAAAUAUUCCUAAUGCAUCGGACGUUUCCCUCACAUCAUCUUUCAAGAGACGCUAUGAUGUUGAGAAUGAUCAUGGUUAUCAAAAACCAAAACAUGCGCGACAUAGUGAUGGAGGAGUGUGCCUUCAUGUUGAAAAUAACAAAGUGUCUCUGGAGUUUUGUUCGAAAUGUGCUAAGUUAGCCAACAAUGAGGAUAUAAUUGAAAUCUCCUGAAUAAUAAACAGUAAAUGCCUGGAAACAAGGUUGUAUCGUAGUACAGGACAGGGGCUCAAAUCUAUGGAUUUUUCCCUAAAGUGUGUAUAAAAAUAAAAAGCACAAAAUACUGAAAAUCCAAAAAUAACAAAACUGGUACAGACUGGAAAUGAAGCAGACACUAGGCUGGUGAUACCCAGUCAUUUCUUUCAGGGCAAGAGCUGUACAAUUCAUGCAAUCCUGAGAAACCAUUUCUACCCUGUGAUGAGACGUGACACCUGGGAUCCAUGGUCCAUUUCCUGGUUACGUUGACUGAGGCGUGUCUACCUUACCUGACUAUUUGAUGGACUGCGUCAAAUGUGCUAUGUGUUGGUAGCAUCUAGCGAACAUGUGAAUUGUGAAGCCUACUGUAUGUGUGGUGGUAUUGGUUUGAGUUGGUAGUAAAUACUGUUGUGAUUUUACUGAAGUGGUGUUUAAAUAAACCAUUUCAUGCCAUCUCAUGUAUCAUGUAUAGUAAUAUAGAAUAACAGUUGCAAUGUAAAAGACAACUUCAGUUGUCAAAUAACUGAAUUAACUCCAAGCUGAUGUGUAAAAAUGAUGAUAUGUGUUUUGGACUUACUACACACACAGACGAUAAAGGAACUGAACUAUAACCCAAUCUUAAGUUUUACUUUUAGGUAGUACCUGUAUCACUGGGGUUCAGAGAAAGAAGAUGUAGAUGAGAUGCCCCCCCCUCUAUUGAUCAGCAUAUUAAUCUUUUUUCUGGUAAGGUUUCUCUUAAUCUGUCAUACAUGUCAUAAUGUUAAUUCAGGAGUUAAACUUCUUCAAAUUUCAAUUCAGUCUAAAUGACAAUACUAAAUCAUGAAUGUGAAUAUUUGAGAAGUUGAUAGUUUUGAGAUAUUAUGACAUUAUGUGUGACCAAAACAACAGACUUGCCAACUUAUAAAAAUAUUCUGGAAUUUAAUCUAUAUUAUUUUCCAAAGUAUAAAUACUGUUCAUUUUGAUAAUUGUUGGGAUAUUCUUGUAUCAUAUGGGAUACCAUAAAAGAUUGGCAAGUCUGCAAUUUGAUAAAAGCAGAGGUACAUAGUCGAGAGUAUGACGUUUAAAUUUUAAAAACUCUGAAACAGUGCUAAAUGGAGUCACAUUUACUUGGACUCCAGAAGAGAAACACACAUUCAACAUAUUGUCUUGUAUUAUGCUAUGUAAAACAGGUUUAGUCUCUGGGACUUAUAAGUCUUUUUGGUUUAUUAGCUUUCACACAUGAACGAACUACAGGCUGAAAAGGUGAAAUAGGCCCUAUAAUGUUCUCGUGAGAAUUUACAUUAGAGUCACAGUUCGACAGUUGGUGAGUGUAAAACAGGUAGAUCAUUAAUAUUUGAAUUUUAUGUUAGUCUAUUAUUA
Owenia fusiformis is the source of this 2478-nucleotide messenger RNA. NCBI's taxonomy places the organism in Eukaryota, Metazoa, Annelida, Polychaeta, Sabellida, Oweniidae. The record is from the annotation of a GenBank genome assembly.